This is a messenger RNA of Procambarus clarkii (red swamp crayfish), 753 nucleotides long. The record is from RefSeq and is a predicted model, not a curated record. Lineage: Eukaryota; Metazoa; Arthropoda; Malacostraca; Decapoda; Cambaridae.
AUGGCGUGGGGGCCCCCCUGGCGCCAGUCUUUCCUGGUGAAGGGGCCCUCCCAGACAGCCGUCGUCAGUGGGGCCCUCCCAGACAGCCGUCGUCAGUGGGGCCCUCCCAGACAGCCGUCGUCAGUGGGGCCCUCCCAGACAGCCGUCGUCAGUGGGGCCCUCCCAGACAGCCGUCGUCAGUGGGGCCCUCCCAGACAGCCGUCGUCAGUGGGGCCCUCCCAGACAGCCGUCGUCAGUGGGGCCCUCCCAGACAGCCGUCGUCAGUGGGGCCCUCCCAGACAGCCGUCGUCAGUGGGGCCCUCCCAGACAGCCGUCGUCAGUGGGGCCCUCCCAGACAGCCGUCGUCAGUGGGGCCCUCCCAGACAGCCGUCGUCGGGGCCCUCCCAGACAGCCGUCGUCGGGGCCCUCCCAGACAGCCGUCGUCGGGGCCCUCCCAGACAGCCGUCGUCGGGGCCCUCCCAGACAGCCGUCGUCGGGGCCCUCGCAGACAGCCGUCGUCAGUGGGGCCCUCCCAGACAGCCGUCGUCAGUGGGGCCUUCCCAGACAGCCGUCGUCGGGGCCCUCCCAGACAGCCGUCAUCAGUGGGGCCCUCCCAGACAGCCGUCGUCGGGGCCCUCCCAGACAGCCGUCAUCAGUGGGGCCUCUUGUACAUUUCCAGCAGAUUCAACUGGGUCCUCCUACCCCGCACUGCCUCAACGCUCCGCCAGCAGGCAACAGUGGCCUCUGCGACUGGCUGCACAGGGGUCAUGUUAG